Messenger RNA from Phasianus colchicus (ring-necked pheasant), 3737 nucleotides. Its product is annotated as transducin-like enhancer protein 1. Gene Ontology annotation, biological process: regulation of DNA-templated transcription; negative regulation of canonical Wnt signaling pathway. Gene Ontology annotation, cellular component: transcription regulator complex; nucleus. Gene Ontology annotation, molecular function: protein binding; transcription corepressor activity. The record is from RefSeq and is a predicted model, not a curated record. NCBI's taxonomy places the organism in Eukaryota, Metazoa, Chordata, Aves, Galliformes, Phasianidae.
GGGGGAUGGGGUCAGUGCGUAUGGAGUGGGGGCAUGGGGUGGGUGAUGAUGGCACAGGGACAGCGAUGGUACAGGGGCCACAGUGGCACGAGGACAGGGGUGGCACAGGGACAGCAAAGGUACAGGGAUGGUGAUGGCAUGGGGACAGCAGUGGUGUGGGAAUGGGGAUGGCAAAGAGAUGGGGGUGGCACAGGGACCACAGUGGCACGGGGAUGGGGAUGGCAUGGGGACCAAGGUGGCAUGGGGAUGGCAGCAGCACGGGGACAACGAUGGCACAGGGACAGCAAUGGUACAAGGGGCCACAGUGGCAUAGGGAUGGCAGUGGCGUGAGGACAGGGGUGGCACAGGGACAGCAAUGGUACAGGGAUGGUGAUGGCACAGGGACCUCAGUGGCACGGAGAUGGCAGCGGCAUGGGGACAGCGAUGGCACAGGGACAGCAGUGGCACAAGGACCACAGUGGCAUAAGGCUGGCAGUGACACGAGGACAGGGGUGACACAGGGAUCACAGUGGCAUGGGGAUGGGGGUGGCACAGGGACAGCAAUGGUACAGGGGUGGUGAUGGCAGGGGGACAGCAGCGGUGUGGGAAUGGGGGUGGCAAAGGGACAGUGAUGGCACGGGAACCACAGUGGCAUAGGGAUAGCAGUGGCAUGGGGAUGGGGGUGGCACAGGGUCAGCAAUGGGACCACAGCAGCACAGGGAUGGUGUUGGCACGGGGACAGCAGUGGCAUGGGGACAGUGAUGACACAGGGACCACGGUGACACGGGUGACAGCAGUGCUACAGGGCCAGUGGUGGCACGGGGACCACAGUGCCCACCUCCUCCUGCACGUGCCACCAUCCCUAAUGUCCCCACAGCCUCAUCCCUGGGCUCUGGGGACUGGCGGUGGUGGCGGUGCCCCCCCAACCGUCCCCUCCCAUCCCCAGGGCCACCUCCCAGCCCCCUCAGCCCCCUCAGGCCCCACCACCCCACAGUCCCUCAAGCUGACUUACCCCGAGACCUUGGAUCGCAUCAAGGAGGAGUUCCAGUUCCUGCAGAACCAAUACCACAGCCUGAAGUUGGAAUGUGAAAAGCUGGCGACGGAGAAAACUGAAAUCCAGCGACACUACGUGAUGUACUAUGAGAUGUCCUACGGGCUGAACAUCGAGAUGCACAAACAGACAGAGAUCGCCAAGCGGCUGAACGUCAUCUGCGCGCAGCUCAUCCCGUUCCUAUCGCAGGAGCACCAGCAGCAGGUGGUCCAGGCGGUGGAGCGUGCCAAGCAGGUGACUAUGAGUGACCUGAACGCGGCCAUCGGGCACCAGCUCCAAACGCAGCACCUCUCGCACCAUGCCCCCCCCAUCCCGCUGACCCCCCACCCCUCUGGGAUGCAGCCCCCCACCCUGGCCGGGCUGGGCAGUGCUUCGGGGCUGCUGGCGCUCUCGGGGGUGCUGGGGGGGGCCCAGCUCCUCACCAAGGAUGACCGUGGGGUCCACGACGCCGAGCACAGGGAGCGAGACCCGGGUCCCAGCUCUCUGGUGCUGCCCAACGGGGACCGGGCACGAGCCAUCUCUGAGUACCUGAGCAGCAACAAAAAGAGGAAGGUGGAGGAGAAGGACUUUGUGACAGACUAUGGCAGUGAUGCGGACAAAAGCGAAGACAACCUGGUGGUGGAUGAGGACCCCUCAUCCCCACACAGUGUCCAUUCCUACUCCUCCCGUGAGAACGGGUUGGAGAAGCUGCCGCUGGGACGGAAGGAGCCCGCGCCACUCAGCCCCACCUCCAUGGCCUCCUCCAGCAGCACAUCCCCAUCGCGCAGCAAGGAUGCACCCACGGUGGAGAAGGCGGGGACACCCAGCCUCAAGUCCAGCACCCCCACAUCUCAGGGCGAUGCCGCAGCGCCGGGAUCCAGCGGUGCCCCACAGUUCCGCCCCACUGCAGCCAAAGCCCCCGUGGAUUCCCUGGCCCUGGGCCUGAGGACCCCGCUGGGCGUGCAGAGCCCCUACUCCUUCAGCAUGGCUCACCCCGCUGUCAAUGGGGACAUGGCUGGGGCGGGUGCCUACGCCAGCCUGCACCUCGUGUCCCCGCAGCUCAAUGGCACCGCAGCCGCCAGCAGCUACGGACGUUCCCCACUGGUUGGCUACGACCCUCACCCUCACAUGCGCGUGGCAGGGCUGGCGGCCGGCAUGCAAGUGGGGACAUCGGGGAAACCCGCCUACUCCUUCCACGUCAGCGCCGACGGGCAGAUGCAGCCGGUGCCGUUCCCCCCCGACGCCCUCCUGGGCUCCGGCAUCCCCCGGCACGCGCGGCAGCUGCACAGCCUGGCCCACGGCGAGGUGGUCUGCGCCGUCACCAUCAGCAACUCCACGCGCCACGUCUACACCGGGGGCAAAGGCUGCGUCAAGGUGUGGGACGUGGGGCAGCCGGGCACCAAGACGGCCGUGGCCCAGCUGGACUGCUUGAACCGCGACAACUACAUCCGCUCCUGCAAGCUGCUCCCCGACGGCCGCAGCCUGAUCGUGGGGGGGGAGGCCAGCACCCUGUCCAUCUGGGACCUGGCGGCCCCCACGCCCCGCAUCAAGGCCGAGCUCACCUCCUCCGCCCCCGCCUGCUACGCCCUGGCCAUCAGCCCCGACGCCAAAGUCUGCUUCUCCUGCUGCAGCGACGGCAACAUCGUGGUGUGGGACCUGCAGAACCAGAGCCUGGUCCGGCAGUUCCAAGGCCACACGGAUGGAGCCAGCUGCAUCGACAUCUCCAACGAUGGCACCAAGCUGUGGACGGGGGGGCUGGACAACACGGUGCGCUGCUGGGACCUGCGGGAGGGGCGGCAGCUGCAGCAGCACGACUUCAGCUCCCAGAUCUUCUCCCUGGGGCACUGCCCGACGGGCGAGUGGCUGGCGGUGGGCAUGGAGAGCAGCAACGUGGAGAUCCUGCACGUCACCAAGCCCGACAAAUACCAGCUGCACCUCCACGAGAGCUGCGUCCUCUCUCUCAAGUUCGCCGCCUGCGGGAAGUGGUUUGUGAGCACGGGGAAGGACAACCUGCUCAACGCCUGGCGCACGCCCUACGGAGCCAGCAUCUUCCAGUCCAAGGAAACUUCCUCCGUCCUCAGCUGCGACGUCUCCACCGACGAUCAGUUCAUCGUCACCGGCUCCGGAGACAAGAAAGCGACGGUGUACGAAGUCAUUUACUGAGAGUCACGGAGGUGACGGCCACGGCCUGGGUCUGUUCCCUGAGAACAGACGGACUCACAGCCAUGGGGACGGACAGACGGACUCCGGCGCAGAGGGGUGGCAGCCCAGGCCUGGAGCAAUUGGCGAUGGGGACCCUGCAGUGCUGGGAGGCAGCUGCUGCUGGCAGGGCCCUUCCCGGGGGUUUCCUCCUCCUUUGGUUUGUUAUUGGUUGGUUUGUUUCUAAACUGGGACAGGGGGUUGGGGGAGUAAAGGGGGCUUUCUUUUGUAAUGUCAUUUUCUUUGUGGGUUUUUUUGGUUUUUUUUGUUAAAGUGCUGGGCUGGGCAGGGUGAGAGCUCUCCUCAUCUCCUCCUGCACCUCCCAGGGCAUAUUUAAUAAUAAAAAGAAAACAGCAGCACGGUGCAUCGCAGGGCAGGGGUGGAUGGGGCUGGGGGCUGCCCUGCAUGGAGUCAGGGGGGGAAGAGGGUAUUUCCAGCCCCUCAUUGCAUUUCAGCACCCCCAGGGGCAGAGUCCCUGUGUACUUCAAGUCCUCCCCCUCACCCCAUGGUGCCCUAGAGGAGCUCAGCC